AUGAGUGAUCCUACUGCAGCUUGGCGCCGUGCAUUUGGCAGUAGGCGGGCAGGCACGCUUAAAAACCGGCCAGUCGCAUGGGAGGCUUUCCUCAGAUGGCUGGAACAAGCAGAGGCGACCGCACGGCCGUCCGGCCCAGGCAUCGUUCUGCAGCACUUCCAGGAACGGUUCGAGGGUGGAACUUUGUACAAGACCACAUCUAACUCGUUUCUGGGAAGUCUUUUCCUGCUGGAGCAGGUGGGGCAGGUUCUUCCAGCAGAUCGUCUUUCUUCGGACACUCUCAUCACUGAGGCCGUUAAGUCAUGGAGUACGGAGCUUGAAACCUACGCUCCAGCGGUGAGGCAGGCGCCAAUGUUCAGUAUAGCUAUUCUUCUUGCGCUUGAGAUUACAUUGGUUCGGACUGGCACGCCCCCGAGGCUCCGCUUCGGUUGUUUCAUGCUGCUCAUCAUGGUUUGGUCAGCACUUCGGCGCGACGACUUACAGAGCAUUGAUCCAUCCUCGCUGAGCUUAUCACAACUGGGCCUGAAAUUCACACUGCGUAGAACGAAAACAUCGGGCCCCGGGAAGAAGCUAGGCGCAUUGCAGGGCUUCAUCCUCAGGGCUGUGAGCCUAAGUGGUUACGACUGGGUCGCGGCUGCUUGGGGAGUUCUUCGAUCUGAUGAUUUCAACUGGCCUAGAGAUUUUCUUUGCGUUCACCUGGAUGAGAAUUGGGCGGUGGCGUCACAUGCUUCUCGGAGCCUGAAGGGGUCGCUGCAUUGGUUAGAGCAGUUCUUCGGUAGCUGCACCCCAAGAAGCAUCAAGGGCAAUGGGGCCUUUCGAAGGCCUCACACCUGGUUCCGGGUGAAGCCGUGGCGUUCUGGUCGGGCCAUUCGGCAAGGCAUGUCCUACCUUCACUUGCAGCUGCGAUUGGCGCAAGUUAUCCAUCAGGCCCAGUCGGCGAUUUGUACAUCGCUGCUGGAGGGCAAGCCGAAACCGGGUUAUAUCGAAGAGGAGCUGCUUCAGGAACUCAAUGAGUUCGGAGUGGCCCGCGGCCUUACAAAUGGUCUUCUUAUUAGAGCCCAUUCUGUUUUGGAAGCUUCCUCGACAAGUCAGCCAUCUCGCUGUCGGUAA
Molecule: messenger RNA, 1110 nt
Organism: Symbiodinium pilosum
Lineage: Eukaryota; Dinophyceae; Suessiales; Symbiodiniaceae
Source: the annotation of a GenBank genome assembly